AAAGUUAUUUGUUCCUCCAAAUUGGCCCCAAAAAAAUAUUGAAAAUGAAUAUCUUAAAAGAAUGCGUGCUUCUGUAGAAAAAAUGUACGAAAACUCGAGUAACGAGUUAGAUCCUGCGCCCCCGAUAGUUCUCUUCUACUUGAUGGGAAUCUGGGCAAUGAUAACUGGUAUAACCGGUUUUCUGGCGAAUGUGAUCGCGAUUUUUCUAUUUGUGACAACCAAGAAACUGAGAACCCCGUUCAACUUUAUCCUGAUGAACCUCUCUGUGACGGAGUUGAUCAUCUCCUGCACCGGGAACUCCUUGCUCGCCAUCAACUCAUUCAACAGGCAAUGGAUGUUUUCGAGUCAAAUGUGUCAGGCUAAUGCCUUCGGGAUGACCUACCUAGGUAAAUAUCAUGACAAUAUAAAGGACUGGGUUCAUAGAGAUCAGGACAGACAGUUUCCUCUCUCAACUAACUUCUCCAGCUUAGUUACUCUCAUCUUUAUCUGGUUGUACACGCUCUCAUGUGCUGUUCCACCCAUCUUCGGCUGGGGACAGUUUAGUCAAAAUACGCUGAAAGUUUCCUGUGGAGUAAAGUGGGCCCAGGCUGAUCAAAAUCCAGUAGAGCAUAUUUCCUUCGUGGCGUACAUCUACAUGCUUGGCUUCGUUAUCCCGGUAAUAAUCAUCUUCACCUCAUAUCUCAAGAUUAUCAGAACUGUAAAUAUGAACAAGCAUGGAAAGGAGUUUACUGAAACCAUAAUAUAG
Messenger RNA from Eurytemora carolleeae, 745 nucleotides. Its product is annotated as rhodopsin, GQ-coupled. Gene Ontology annotation, cellular component: membrane. The coding region runs from base 62 to 745 and encodes 227 amino acids. Gene Ontology annotation, molecular function: G protein-coupled receptor activity. Gene Ontology annotation, biological process: G protein-coupled receptor signaling pathway. Lineage: Eukaryota; Metazoa; Arthropoda; Copepoda; Calanoida; Temoridae. The record is from RefSeq and is a predicted model, not a curated record. The transcript has 8 exons.